GCUUGGUGGAAUGCUUCCUGGAGAAGUCUGCUCCAACCGCACGACAGGCAGAGUGCUUGAUGGUUGCCAAGGUUUCCCAGUAUUUGGCAAAGUUCACCGCUGACACCUGCACAAACGCCCCUGUCACCAUGAAGCAGGGCCUUGAGCUUUGGCAGAAGCUUUCAAAAGCAAUGGAUUCAACCGACAAGUUGAUCCCCAUGUCCAUGCUGGCCGACUACCCUCUCACCCAGAGUGUUCAGACCGCAGUCAAUCGCUUGGGGGCUUUGCUGAGGAAGGGGCUUCAAACUUCUCUCCACGACCAGAUCAAGGAACAUGGUGACAGGAAAGCCAUUGAGAUCUUUACCAAAGACUACAGUGCGCCUUUCCCUUCCAAGUUCGGAGACACCAUCCACACUAUUGAAGCAUGCGCCCUAUGGACUCCGAAGACUUUGAAGAUUGACGACAUUCUCUUCAAGGAGGUCAAUGGCCCCGGUUUGCAAGUCUAUUUGCCUUUGUAUUUGAAGGUGACGGCGUUGGACUUGGACACCUUGGAGACAAUGCUUCCUGAGAAGCAUCAUCAGGCUGUGACAUUCACCAAGAGCUUCCACACACUUUUGAAGCAGUUGCAGGACACAGUAGAGGAUGACCUUGGCACAAGCAACAAGACUCUUCAAAACUUCAGGCCAUGCAUCCAGGCCAUUGAGGCGUGGGACAUUGCCAGUGUGGAUUGGCUGGUGAACCCAGCCACUGAGCAGAAAAAGGCAGAGAUUACAGAUUCCACCAGCGCCUUGCAAGAGUAUCGGGAGACCCUAGGGCAGCAAAUCGGGUUCUUCAAGGCAGUGCAGUCCACCAAGGGCAACAUGGGUGAUCCAGAUGCAUGGGGCGGUCACAAGUGG
Molecule: messenger RNA, 875 nt
Organism: Durusdinium trenchii
Lineage: Eukaryota; Dinophyceae; Suessiales; Symbiodiniaceae
Source: the annotation of a GenBank genome assembly